Molecule: messenger RNA, 1773 nt
Organism: Cantharellus anzutake
Lineage: Eukaryota; Fungi; Basidiomycota; Agaricomycetes; Cantharellales; Hydnaceae
Exons: 3
Coding region: 47-1627 (526 amino acids)
Source: RefSeq, a predicted model, not a curated record
GGGCCCAGUCACGUCGGAACAUAUCUCAGAAUGGGCGUACCCUCGCAUGAAGCGCAAGACAGAAGCGCUCAAUGACCACAAUACCACCAAACGAUCCAAGACUGGGGGGGAUGCUGCAGGGAGCCCAAAACGUUCGGCGGUCCCGCUAAAGCAUCCAGUCCACAUUCAGAAUGGGAUCUACGCGGCGGAGAGGCUCUCCUGCUCCCUUGACAUCACUCAUGCUAUCAACUUCAUUCUCCAAGGGAGCAAAAUAUACAUUACAUGGUCAGACAGGCAGAGUGUUAUUCGAACGGGGGGCUUCGACAUCAUCGAUGACCUGCCUCACUUCCUUCUGGUCCUACUCGUUAUGCAACGGUUCGACCUGGCACGCUGGGGUUUUUUCACCGCGUUCGAGGGGUCGAGUAUCUACCCUGAACGAGGGCCCAAGGAUUCUGUCUUCUUCAAAGCCACCUUCAUCCAGGACGCUACGAUCCAUAUCUUUCCCGAUGAUGAUCUUAUCUAUGGGGGGGUCAAUCUGACGGGCCGUUCGACCGUCGUAGCUGGGGCUAGGAAGGCUGACAGUCCGAAUCCGAAUACUUCCGUGGAUAUUCGAAAAACCAACAACUUGGUCACCAAGGCUUCCUGGCCAGAGGAAGCGCGGGCUAGUGAGGUGAAGAUCAUCGAGCGGGCGAUGCAAAUCGGUGAAACCAAUAGCCUAGUGAGGGACCACAUUCCCACAAUCCAUGGUAACACAGACCCUCCGUAUGUCACAUGUUCGACAAGGUUCAUCCGGGAGUUUCUGGGUCUGAACACGACCGGGGCGCGAGUGCUUCGUUUCAUUAUACUCGACCGUCUGGGGGAGCUCAAGCACCUAGAUGAGGAAGACGUGCUAAUCGCAUAUUUGGACUGUUUCUUCUGUCAUUGGGGGUUGUGGGAUGGGGAGGUUUUCCAUGGGGAUAUCAGCACAGGGAAUCUUAUGUACAAGCCAGGUACGAAGCGCGGAGUUCUUGUCGACUUCGAUCUCGCUCGAUUGGGCAAACAGAUGGGACCGAGUGGGAAGGACAACACUGGAACUAUGCCGUUCAUGGCCCUGGAUCUCCUCAGUGUAGAAGCACUCAAGGGCUCGGUUCUACGUCUGUACCGACACGAUUCGGAGUCUUUUGCCUGGUGUCUCAUUUACAUCUGCAUUUGCAUGGACAAAGGAGAUGACGGUAAAAUUCUCACCAUCAGUCCCCAUCCUUUGUCAUCAUGGUUCAAGAGCCCAGACAACUGUCGUAAUUCCAAGCAAAAUGAAGAAACAGCAAACCUUCUCAAAAAGGCUCCCCUUCACCAACGGUACAGGAAUUUUGCUGCAGCGCUACACAAAUACUGGAUUGGGCGGUACUAUCGUCAAACGGCAGCUGAAAGAUCAGCCAUGUUUAAUAAUCCGUUUGAGGAUAUACGCGAACACUUCCCGGGGCAUCUGUUUCCCAAGUCUACCAAGAAUCCGGACAAGGAUUUAUAUGGAGAACUCUCGGAUCAGGAAUCAUUUGGGCAAGUUUACCAUAUACUCACUAACAAUCUUGGUAUGAUUCCAAGUUCCAAGAGAAAUGUUUUGGUUGAAAAGAUGACAGUUGUGACUACAAUUUACCCAUUUGUAACAUAUUAGUUAUAGGCUAAACCAGGGUACCCUAUCCAGUACCCAAAGUGAAGGGUUGCUGAAGAACUAAUUGCCCAAGCCAGAAGUUGAGUGAUGAUGAGAAGGAGGACUCUAUCCUAAGGGAGAUAAAAGCACUUUCAUCUGGGGCUUAUCAG